CGAGUUUAGCGGGUUUUGCGUACCGAUAAAUCGGUACGCCUCAGUUAAUUAUCCAUUCACCAAACGUUAUGAUGCCGCUCGAUGCGGCGGAGACGCGACGAAUAUCUGCGCAGUUAGCGAUGCUAGAGCAGCAGCGCGCGCAUGGAAAUCUGCCACAUGAAGACACGCCACUUCGGCUGUACAGAAUGCGCACUGGCGGCUUCGUACGCGUGUUGGAUCAGCACCCAGAGCCAAUCUCGCAGGACUUGCUGGAUACUAUUGACGCGUUUAUUAGGAGAAGCGCCGAUAGCGAAGAGUUAGAAGAUAAGGAGGCUGUUGCAGAGGAGGAAAAAGAGGAGACACGACAAGAUAAUGCCUACAAAGAGGCUGAGGUUGCAGAACAGAGCACAGUAAGUCAAGGAAAGAAAGAAGUGGCUAAUGAGGAUGCUGUUGCUGCUGGCGAAGAUGUUGCAACGGCAAUUGCCACUGUAGCAACGGGCGUGGACGACGACGACGUUGAAAAAACUCAGCCGUGUACUUCAGAUAAUGUGGACAUAGCGCCUCCGUGGGAAGAUGCAGGUGCUACAAAUACUCCACAGGAGCUAUUGGCUCGAAAUGAACGAGUAAGUGAAUGGCUGGGUAAGCAGACCAAGGUGGAGGGACAGACAACAGAGUUGCACUUGGACAUUGCGCAGCCAAACGAAUGUCCGGUGGAACCGGUUGAAAACGAACAGGGAAAGACUGUGGAUCACCCGACGCUGUAUGAACAAUGGCCGCCGCAGCUUGAAGAGCGACGCAAGAUGUGGUUUAUUCCUCGAAAUUCUGGCAGGAAGACGAGUGUCGUUGGAGCAAAACAUCAGCCUGUCGUCUACUGGAUGCACAACACACUGCGAGUGAUGCAGGGGAAUUUCGGCCUGGAAGUGGCUAUUUUACUCUCACGACGACUGUCUGCCCCAUUGGUAGUUCUAUCCUUGAUACAGUCGUCCAUUAUCUACCCAGUUUGCCACUCAGCCACAGCGAGCGAUGCAUACGCGAGGUUCUCACUGGUUGAGUUGUAUCAGCAAUUCUUACACGCUGGAGUGCCUUUCUUCGGGAUCACAGCCAAAGAGGAUGAAGGUUUAAAAGCCUCAGGUGACCAGCAAUCUUUCGCAUUGAAGCCCAAUCCACUGUACGAAUUGCUGGAUGCGUUCGAGCCGCACGCGGUAGUAACAGACGCCAUGUUUGACUCUCCAGGCAGGAACGAUCUCAUACGUUUGGCUCGUUAUUUAGAGCUGAAUCGCUCGUCUUGCUCAUGGUCACUCCUUUCUAUGGACUCUACAACCUGCUGCCCCGCCUAUCAACUCUCCAUGAAGCUGCAAGGAUCAUUCGAGCGUGGUGCUGGUUUCGCUAGUGAAGAGCAGUUUGCGGCCGAGUAUGCAUCAUUUGCUCAGCCUCGUCAUGGAACGUAUGUAUUCAGUUCCUUGCCGCGUGUUGUUCAAGAUCCAGCGCUAAAUCGGCGACGAUCAAAGAUGCUGUCCUCCGUGUUGCAGCGACUACACUUGGAAGAAGUAAACUGGCACAUCGUGAAGGCAGAAAAUGCGCAAUCCGGCACUCAGAUGCGACGAUUCAGUGAAGGAGAGGGACUCCAGAAGCUGAGCCAGCUUUUGUCAGGUUCGGAUGGUCAACCAGCUAUUCAAGCGGAGUUACGUGGUGGAGGAGUUCUGAGUCUGUUGCCAUUCAUCCGUCAUGGUACGCUGUUUGCCGGCUACGUACUGCUGCGACUAAGCGAAGCAAUCGCUUCUUGCCCAACACCUACAACUCCACAGGAACGAAAGGCGCUUGCUAUGCGGAAGGUUAUGAGAUCUCGCGCGGUGAACCACUUGGGCAGAGAGCGCGACUACGUUUUGUAUCUAGCUCUGUGGGCUGCGGCGAAUUGUGAAUCAAAAGAUUCAGCUCAACCGGAUAUGGCGUCGCUCUCGACCAGCGAAGUCAUUGCAAGCCUGAACAUGUCAGCACCGCGCACAUCGUCGUUGUAAGUUGCGUUGAGCUCUUCUGUACUGCAGUUUUGCUAUAGUGGGUAAGGUGACUAAGCUGUAUUUCGUCGCUUUCAGGAUGACAUACCAGAAGGUCUUGCCUCCUUGGGCAUUCAGCGCUGCUAGAAUCGGUGCUAUCUCUAAUGGACAAGUACCAGGCGCUGCUCUCUACGACCCAUACGAGUUGGAAAGUGCAAGGACAAAAGAUCCAUAUUGGAACGAGAUCCAAAAGUUUUCUGUGGAGCAGCAGUACCUUCACCCCCUACUAGUCGUCUAUUGGGCUUAUCGAUUGAUGACUUGGAAUGUGUCCAGUCGAGCAGCUAUUGCGACAAUCGAUUCUCUCAUUUCGCAGUGUGCGCUCGGAUCUGACAGAUCUCCUGAUGCUGUGUUUAUCGUAUGGAAGCAGCUAUUUCGCCUUGGAUCGAACAAUAGUGCGAUCAACGCGAAUAGCGAAACGAAAACUCCCAAUCUAGAUGAUCUCCGAGAGUUCCAACGUAUUCUGGAGAGCGAAAUCGCGUCCCAACCACAACUACAGCUACGUCCAUGAUCGAGAAGACAAUGCAAUUGGCAAUUAUUUAAUAGCUCCUUGUGAUAAUAGUCGUGAAAAUGUGAUUGACGUGGCGAUACGGUCGAAUGCUAGUGCUUUAGCUUCAAUGUCCAGCACAGGACCAUUUCACCUGGCAGUUAUUCACUCGAGUCUGCGAACUGAUAGAGAGCCACUUGCACUGACAAGCGUACGCAGCAAAAUCUACAUCGACCCGUCAGUAGUUGGCACUGAAAACGUCAUGUAGCAAGCCUCACCUGGAGCGAUUUCCAUUUUAACUCGAAGUUUUGUCUCGUUUGGCACAUUCUCGCGAAAGAACAUGUAGUCGGCACUGGCAUCCCAUUUCCUAUCGUAGCGUGAAACGGUGGGUUUGGUGCAUCAUGCUAAAAGUUUUUCUAGUCGUGACUUACUUGCCGGGAAAUUGCACAACAGUGAAGUCACACUCGUUACAUCGGAGAUUAGUACAUGCUCUAGGAAAGAUAGAAGCGUUAGAAUUUACUAAAUCUUCGUGAAAACAAAGUCAUACCGUAACGAGAAUGCGGUACUAAGGCCACGACUGGCACGCCCUCCAUCCAUCAGCACUUGGGAACAUCUACAAGACAACAAAGUGGAUCGAGUUAGCAACGAGUAAAAUACAAGAAUG
Molecule: messenger RNA, 3178 nt
Organism: Phytophthora nicotianae INRA-310
Lineage: Eukaryota; Oomycota; Peronosporomycetes; Peronosporales; Peronosporaceae
Exons: 4
Coding region: 69-1994 (641 amino acids)
Biological process (GO): photoreactive repair
Molecular function (GO): deoxyribodipyrimidine photo-lyase activity
Source: RefSeq, a predicted model, not a curated record